Harmonia axyridis is the source of this 3821-nucleotide messenger RNA. RefSeq lists its product as uncharacterized. The record is from RefSeq and is a predicted model, not a curated record. Lineage: Eukaryota; Metazoa; Arthropoda; Insecta; Coleoptera; Coccinellidae. The transcript has 4 exons. The coding region runs from base 2344 to 3102 and encodes 252 amino acids.
GGAAAUGUUAUAAAAUACUUCAACAGAGAACUGGUUUUGGAUUCUUCCAUACUAUAACGUAAAAUGAUGUUUUCACAAGGAAAAUUCACGUCAAGUACUGAGAAGUAAGAAUGCAUUUUAAGGAUAGGCUCAUUCGUUGGCGUGAGUGAAUCUUAUUGGAAUGGGUUUACUUUGAAAACAAUCAAUAACUUUGGUUUUUGCACCUUAUUGUGUAAUUCUUGGGAUUUUUUUGAUAUACCGUCCUAAUUGUUGGUUUGGAAAAAACUACAAAAUUUAAUUUAGGGGCGGGAUAUUCGGCCAAAAUUUUUCUGUGAUAGGUACACAAUUGAAAAAAUAGACCUAAUGUUGUUGAAAUCAUUAAAGAAAUCCUCUAAUAAAUUUGAAAUUCUUCUACGCAAUUAGACCAUAAAAACAUAUUUUUUUCUUCAGUUAUCUUAAUAUCUCCGCUUGAAGGAGAUAGAAAUUGCGCCUUUCUUCUUUUAAAGCAUAUUCAGCUAAUUUAGUAUGCUAGGAGAUUUUGCCAAAGAAAUCACUCUCCAUUCUCCUAAUUUACUGAAAUAGAUAAUAGUAUAUUUGCUAGGGACUCUUUUUUCUAAAGAAUUUAAUAUUCUAUGAAAACUUUUUUCAGCCGGAUGCUUAGAGUUAAUAGUUUUCGAGAUGAAAUACAAUUGACAAUACAAAAUGAAUAUUGACAAAACAAAAAUAAAAAAAAUAUUCAUUAUUACUCUUUAUCUUAUUUAUAAAAUUAAUCAUCGAAAUUACAAGGAUUGGGACGCGGAGUUUUCAUAUACAUAAAUACAUUAGUUUUUUCAAAAUAAAAAUGCAAUUUAUAUGAGUCAGUUGGUGCGGCAAAAUUUGUAUACCUACCAGCAAAUGUGCAAAUCCGCAUUCUUACCUAACCAAACCUAAUCUUCUGAAAUAAAAAUAUAUUUGUGAAGGACCUAUUUUCUAGAGAAUUCAAUUUCUUAUGAGAAUUUUUUCUAGCCGAAGUAUAUAGUUUUCGAGAUGAAUUCAAUCAAUUGAAAAUGGAAAAAAAUCUUCAUUAUUACUCCAGUUGUUAUAUUUGUAAUUUUAUAAAAUUCAUCAUCGGAACUAAAAGGAUUAGAAGCCGUGAGUUUUCAUAUACCCACAUAAAUACAUUAGUUUUUUUCAAAAUAAAAAUGUAAUUUUUAUGAGAAAGUUUGGGCGGCAAAAUUUGUAUUCCUACCAGCAAAUGUGUAAAUCCGCCUUCUUACCUAACCAAACCUAACUUUCUAAAAUAAAAAUAUAAUUGUGAAGAACCUAUUUUCUAAGGAAUUUAAUUUCCUAUAAGAAUUUUUUCUAGCCGAAGUUUAUAGUUUUCGAGACGAAUUCAAUCAAUUGAAAAUAGAAAAAAUCUUCAUUUUACUCUAGUUGUUAUAUUUGUAAUUUUAUAAAAUUCAUCAUCGGAAUUAUAAGGAUACGAAGCAGUAAGUUUUCAUAUACAUAAAUACAUUAAUUUUCUCGAAAUAAAAAUUUUAUUAAAAUGAGGCAAAAUUUUAAAAGCCUACCGACAAAUGUGUAAACCAGCUACUAGUUUUGAUAUAAUUCCUGAAGAGUCUCCAACAUAAAGAAAAUCUUGAUAUUAUGAGCAUUGCAUUUGAACACUUUUACAAAAGGUAUGUUUCAUUUUUUACUAACAUAUUUUCUUGAAUAUGAAGACGAAGAUUUUCUCUAAUAUCGUGCACUUAGUUGCGUUUGUUUAGUCACUAUUUUAUUUUUCGGACUGGGUUUACCUUUCAAAAAUAGACUGCCAUUGAAAUUAUGUCAGGGAGAACUAGUUUUGCUUUUUCCAUUUCUCCUUUCACCAUCAGGUAGUACCUUGUCGACAACGGUACCACCCCCUCUACCAACGGUACCAAACUCCAAUAGGAAAGCAUUUUGCGGCACCUCAGUAAAUUUUACAAAAGAACAAUGCGACAAUUGUGUUAUCGGCUUAUUGUAUACUUCUUCCACUAUUUCCAUGGGUAGACCAGGUAGUACUGCGCUAUUCAAGUACUUCUCAACCGGCCAAUAAUCGAAGACUUCUCCCGUACACGCCCCGCCUUAACAUUUGUCUUCAACAUCGUGGUGUGUGUCAUAUCCAUCAAAUAAAAGAGAUCGCAAAACCUAUCUCACACGUACUACGAAACUAGAAGGUACUCUUAGGACAUCGCUAGAGUAGAGAAGCUCGAUUUUUAGUGGCAUCACGUUGAGCUUUGCGCGUGUACGGGUUGAGUUUUCAGUUUGAGUCUGACCGUCGUCCGUGUAAGUUCGCGAAAUUGAACGGGUACCAUUUUUCGAGUGGGUACUACCAAUGUUAAGUUGGGGGAGGUGCUGUUUGUUAUGUUUUGCCAACCGACCAGGAUACCUGGUUUAGCGACCAGAGUUAACAGCGUUCGUUCCAUCCUCUUCAUGCUAAUGGCGAUAGGGUCUAUCACGCCUUGCAUUGCAGAAUGCAAUACAACUCAGUGGUGGACAGAUCCCUGUAAAACCGAAGUACACGUCCAAAUGGAGAAAUUCAGACAUGGUAGAAGUGUGAAGGAGCAUAGAGGAUUCGUAAUGGAGCAACUCAGAGGGUCCAUCAACAGAAGUAGAGGCCUCCUGAAAGAUUUAGGAAGGUUGUACAUCAAUGAGACUCACAAUCUCAAAUACCAUCGCCAAAACCUCCAAUGGCUGAAUGUUGUCCCGAUGAUCAGAAAUAUUAGCCAUCCCAGAAGAUUCGAAAGAAAACUGAGGAAGCUUCAUACCACCUUGCAGUACUUUGCAGGAGCACUAGAAGUACUUUCAUGUACUCCGAUUAAAUCUCCGGGAUACUUUGACAAGGUCAAACGGGACAAAAUCCUUUACGAUGCCAAAAACAACCUCAGGGCUCUCAUUUGUGAGGUUAAAUUAGCUGUACCCAACCAAACUACUAGGAAGAUACCUUUGGAAAAAAUGGGUAUAACUCUACCCUCUGAGAUGAAUCUUACGGAGUCAUUUUUUUACGACCUCCAAGUAUUGAAAAAUUUAAAAUGGUUUUUAACACAAUUGAAAAACAAGGCACUCAAAGGGAAGAAGGGACCACGCAACCGCAAUAGAGUGUUAGAAAUUAGGAAACCCUAAAUGAUAUUUUUUAUAAGUCUUCUCAUUCUGUGAUAAUACUUCUAGGACAUUUGUGAUAUAAUCGAUUCUCCUAAUCGAUCCAAAAAAAAUUUGUGUGAAUGUGACUGAGGAGAGACUUAGUAGCGUAGAGGCGUUUUUAUCGGACGCAAUUUUACAGUCUAAAUAGUUGCUAAUCACACAAAAACUGAUAAUAAAUGAGCUGCAUUGAUACUUUCAUUUCAAAAUAGUGAGACAGCUAAUUUGAAGUAUCACUCUACCGCUAGAUUUCAUACACAUUUGAAAUAUCGGUAAAGCUUCAUUGAAAUUGAGUCAUUAACGGAUAGUAAUCUCGAAGGCAAUUACAGAACGAAUAAAACGAAUAAAAAAAAUUUUUACUUCGAAUCCACAGUUCAUGUUUCUUAGAUUAAGUCUCAACAAGCUCAAUUCAUAUUGAUCUUUUCAACUGACAAUAUCAGUAUUCAUUGUAUAUUAUGUAUAGUCAUUGUAUAGUUUUAUAGCUAGGAAAGAAUUUCAACGUAUGACAUUCCAUUUGUAUAUUAUUUAUUUAAUUUAUUGUGCAUAAUUUAUUUUCUUUCCACUGUGGCAUUCAAGAAAACCUUUUAGUAUUAUUGUAUAAAAAGUGAACGUGUAGGAUGUAAAUUUGUAUUUAUGUAUGAAUGUGAAUAGUUCCUUUUUUACUUUUGUAUUUAUUUUGUACUUAAUAAAAAAUGUUGAUAUAA